Messenger RNA from Staurois parvus, 711 nucleotides. The record is from the annotation of a GenBank genome assembly. NCBI's taxonomy places the organism in Eukaryota, Metazoa, Chordata, Amphibia, Anura, Ranidae.
AUGGAAACUGUUGGUUGUUACAUUUUUGUUCUUGUUGUCAGAGGUAAUACAUUCUUGGUGGUUAUUAUCUCAUUACUGUGUUUUAGUUUUCAGACUUGUAAUAUUUCCAGUAAAGAUUGUUCAGGAGAGGACAGAGCAGAAGAUGAAGACGAGUCCUCCUCUGCAGAAGAUGCAGAUGUGUCCGCUUCAGAAGAUAAAAUGGAGUCUGCUAAUCUUUCCUGGCUGAUUAACCCAGAGAGUAAAAUUCGUAAAAUAGAUUUGGAUCAGUGUGGCGUGACGUCCUCAUGCUGUGCCGAUCUCCGUUCCAUUCUUAUCACUAAUCGAUUUCUCACCACACUGCAUUUAUCAAAUAAUAAUCUUCAAGACUCUGGAAUAAAACUUUUGUGCGAAGGACUUAAACACCCGAGAUGUACACUGCAGAAGUUGAGUUUAUGUGACUGUCAACUGACAUUAUCGUGCUGUGAUGAUCUUUGCUCAGUUAUCACCACAAACCGAACUCUGACCAUACUGUGGGCAACAUUGGAUGACGAUGAGAAAAUGUCAGUCUCAGAAGUGGAACAUUUUUCUGAGGUCCUCCGGAAUGCGGGCUUCAUGGUGAAUAGAGCACAGGAUGGAGGAGGCUGGACAGUAUUUGCAUGCAAAAGACGUUUAAUAAAUAGUCCUUGGGAAAUAUGUCAAUUCCGCUUCAGAUGCAAGGUGUUCUAUUCUCUG